Penicillium diatomitis is the source of this 2658-nucleotide messenger RNA. RefSeq lists its product as uncharacterized. The transcript is spliced from 3 exons. The record is from RefSeq and is a predicted model, not a curated record. Gene Ontology annotation, molecular function: AMP deaminase activity. Gene Ontology annotation, cellular component: cytosol. Lineage: Eukaryota; Fungi; Ascomycota; Eurotiomycetes; Eurotiales; Aspergillaceae. Gene Ontology annotation, biological process: AMP metabolic process; IMP salvage. The coding region runs from base 1 to 2658 and encodes 885 amino acids.
AUGUGUUCCUCCCACUCGGAAAGGCCCGGUUCAAAUCGCAAUGGGGUUGACCUGCCACUCGCCUCACCCGGUGUUGAGUCCGCCGACGAGGGCUCAACAGGCUUUGCACACCACGGGCUCUUGGACGAUUCUCAGGAAAGCGCGACCGCCAUCCUGCCCCGCGAUCUCCAGCAGAAGACCGCCACUUAUGAUUAUGCCUUUGAGAAGUCUCUGAGUCACGCCGAAGCCAAAUUGUUCUAUCAGCACCACCAAUUGGCGGCCAAGGGAGACUCACCCGCCAGUCCGAUCUUCAUGGGACGUCCAUCCGUGGAUUCCACGGACCUGAAGUCGAUGGCCGGACUGGGAACGAGUCCCCUCUCGCAAAGCCAAGUGACAUCCUCCAUGGGCCAUGAGUCGGAUUGGCAUCUGGGGCCUGCCAUGCAGCAGGAUCAGAUCAAUGGGUCCCCGCUUCAAAUGCAGAACAGCCAGUUGACCGCAGAGCUGUCGGCACGCAACCAUGCCAUGCCCAUUGGAGGCGCCCACACGUCUUCGCAGACCUCGCACCAGACGGCAAAUACCACCCCGGAAGGUGUCCAUGGAUUAGGGCUGGGAAUGGGAUUACCCCAAAGUGCCGCUGCAUUCGUUCCGGGUGGGGACGCAGUCACCUCCGAGCUGAGCGCCAUCUACCGCAAGAUCAAGGAUUUGCUUGAUCGACGCUCCAAGUACAUGGCACUAUCACUCCAACGACCUGAGGAUGACCCGCGGAACAAGCCGGAGUGGCAGAUCUAUCCUCCUCCUCCCGAACCAGCCUGGCAUGAGGGCAAAGAGUAUGAGCCUGGAAAUGUUGGUGGGCCAUCGGAUCUGGCGGGAGGAAAGAGGCGAAAGAUGGGAGAAGACAUUGGCGAAGACUUCGAUGUGGCUGCCCUGGAGCCCGUGCCGGGGCCGGCCUCGUGGACCUACCGCUUGGACGGGAACAGUGUCUACCAGGUCUAUGAAUCUGACGCAGCUGCAGAUGAGGACAAGCCGGCGGUGCAUAUUCCAUCUCUGCGCGAUUUUUACAUGGAUCUGGAUGCUGUGGUCGACGUCUCCACAGAUGGCCCUACCAAAAGUUUCGCGUUCAAGCGGCUGUCCUAUUUGGAGGGCAAAUUCCAGCUGUAUGCGCUGCUCAACGAAUAUCAGGAGAUCGCAGACAGUAAGAAGGUUCCCCACAGAGACUUUUACAACGUGCGAAAGGUCGACACCCACGUGCAUCACUCGGCGUGUAUGAACCAGAAACAUCUGCUCCGUUUCAUCAAGAGCAAGAUGCGAAAGUCGCCUGAUGAAGUCGUGCUCUAUCGAGACGGAAAGCAUUUGACUCUGCGGGAGGUCUUUGAAAGUAUCAACUUAACUGCCUAUGACCUGAGUAUUGACACUCUCGAUAUGCACGCACACACGGACUCUUUUCACCGCUUUGACAAGUUCAACUUGAAGUACAACCCCGUUGGCGAGUCCCGUCUUCGUGAGAUCUUCUUGAAGACCGACAACUACAUCAAGGGCCGGUACUUGGCAGAGAUCACCAAGGAAGUCAUUUCCGAUUUGGAAUCCAGCAAGUAUCAGAUGGUUGAAUGGCGAAUCUCCAUCUAUGGUCGAUCUAUUCAGGAGUGGGACAAGCUUGCUGCCUGGGUGGUAGACAACAAGUUGUUCUCCCCGAACGUCCGAUGGCUGAUUCAGGUCCCUCGCCUGUACGACGUGUAUAAGUCAAGCGGCAUGAUGGAGAACUUUGAACAAGUCAUCACAAAUGUCUUCCAGCCAUUGUUCGAGGUGACAAGGGAUCCCUCGAGCCACCCCAAGCUGCACAUUUUCCUGCAGCGAGUGGUCGGCUUCGACAGUGUCGAUGACGAGAGCAAGGCCGAACGUCGUUUCUAUCGCAAGUAUCCCAUCCCUCGCGACUGGAACACCAAGCAGAAUCCUCCUUACAGCUAUUGGAUCUACUUCAUGUUUGCCAACAUUUCCUCUCUCAACAACUGGCGACAGCGCCGGGGCUUCAACACGUUCGUGCUUCGACCGCACUGUGGUGAGGCCGGCGAUCCCGAUCAUCUCGCGGUAGGCUUCUUGGCUUGCCACAGCAUCAGUCACGGUAUUCUGCUACGCAAGGUCCCCCUCCUCCAGUAUCUGUAUUAUCUGGAUCAAAUAGGUAUCGCCAUGUCUCCCCUCAGCAAUAACGCGCUCUUCUUAACAUACGACAAGAAUCCAUGCGCGAGUUUCUUCAAGCGAGGUCUCAAUGUGUCAUUGUCCACGGAUGAUCCAUUACAGUUUGCAUUCACGAAGGAACCUUUGAUCGAGGAAUACUCCGUCGCUGCUCAGAUCUACAAGUUCAGCGCAGUCGACAUGUGCGAGCUUGCCAAGCACUCUGUGGAUCAAAGUGGAUUUGAACUCUCCCUGAAGAAGAGAUGGCUGGGCUCGAACUGCGGUCUCCCGGGCGUGGCUGGUAACAACGUGGCCAAGAGCAAUGUUCCUGAUAUUCGAGAGGCUUUCCGACAGGAGACUCUUCAGGCAGAGCUGUCCUUAAUUGAUCGAUACGCGAGGGGCUCAGCAUCCGAAGAGCAACAUGCUUUGGCUCCUGGUCUCCUUCACACGGUCAACCAGGCAGCCAUCAAGACCAACCAGUCGCCAUCGUUCAAGAACACCAACAAGGCCUAA